AUGGCUUUUCGACCAGCACCGAAUCCAAUGCAGGGGUCAGCAGAUCCAUCCUCAUCCUCUUCUGAUCCUUCUGGCAGUGUCAUCCGCGCUGAUAAUGCGCAAACCGGAGCAUCUGGCUCCACUAAGCGACCCCAUCGAACGUAUGCCAGAAGAUCGUGUUUAUCGUGCAGACAAAAGAAGACCAGGUGCGAGUUGCCGGAUAUUUACGUCGAGAGCAGCAAGGAUAAGCCAGUGCCGGCUGCCAAGAGGUGUCACCGAUGCAGCGUAUUGCAGAUCGAGUGCUUUGUGUGGGAUGGCGAUCGCAAGCGUGUCCGAAAACUACCAAGCAAGAACGACGCCAAACGUGGGAGCGUGCAGGAAGAUGCCGGCCCGGAGGAUGAUGAAGUUGCUUCGAUUGCGUCGGAUGGCGCCGUCGAAGAAGGGCAAAAAGAUAGUAGAGAAGGCGAAGCUAUUCAAAAUCUCAUGUGGCUGCCAGAACCGAUUGCUCCAGCUGCAGAGGGCAAACAGGGCGGAAACGGUCAUGCGACGAACGGCGCGGCUGCGCUUGCACCAGGCCCGUCCGACUCGGCUUCUGAGAAGGAGCAACGCGGAGCAGCCCAGGGCACCUCGGCCAGCACUGUAUCAGUGGCGAAGCGCCGACGACGCAAGCCGCACGAGCAGGUAGUGAUCAACAGCAGCUUCCAUCCAUAUCUUCUCUUUAGCGAAGUCUUGAACUCCUACCCAGGCUUUGGGCGCGACAUGGGCUCUGGCUUGGCUAGGCCUGCGGAUCGGAGAGUCAGGAUUCCUCUCGACCCUGCGGACAUUGUCGACGAAGGUCUCAGUCAGCAAUUGGAGGAGCACCUGAUGGGCCACCGACUCAUGUACCCGCAUAUACCUACGCUGUCUUUCGUGCGCGCUGCGCAUCUCGACGAUCCCGUGCAAGCCACAGCGCUGCUAUUAGCCGUGCUAUACAUUCUUGCGCUGAGGGCUUCAGAUUCACCCUCCGCGCCUCGCUCGGAUCCCGAGGCGACAAAGCAGCGUCUGUGCGCUUUGGAAGCGUCGGUACACGCGCACGGCAUAGCUGUGCUUUUGAGCAGGCCUUUUUGCCGACACGCGGUCCUCGCACUCGAGCUAAUCUCGCAGUAUAUGCCAUUUGUGCUACUGCCAGCCUCCAGCAUGAGUCCUGGCGCAUGCGCACCUGAGGGUGGUAUUGGCCUUGCGACGCUCGGGGCGACUGCUCGACGCAUCGCGGAGUGUAUCGAGCUCGACAAGGCACCUCAACGCCUGCACAUGAUGUGUCGACGCAUUUAUCAACGACGAGAAACGCCAAAUCCACGCUUGUUGGCGCCAUUGCUGUGGGACGCUUGCCAAUGGUACUCGCUCAUUGCGGCUGAGAACGAGCGGGAUAUCGGCCACGAUCCGUGGUCCCCCACCGCUACAAGCGAGGUCGACGACGCGAUGAUGGUUCUACUGGGUGGGGAUCCCGAUUUGGGGACGCCAAUACUGGCGACGAUGCCGUUCAACGUGCCGGACACAGUGCAAGUGCACGCCGACGGAUUGUCGCGACAAGCCUGCGCGUCCAACGACGCAGAAGAGAUUGCAGCGGCUGCGGAGACGUUCAUUCUCAAAUUUCCAUUCAUACCGCCUCUGCUUGGCCGGUACUCUUUGGCACUCAGAUACAAGUGGAUGCUCAUCCGUCGCGAUCGUUGUCGGAUCAUCAUGAAGCCAAAACAAAGUCAGCAGUACCACUAUUCUUCCCUUGAGGAGCACGAGAAAGAAACAGAGAUCGCCAAGGACGAAGCCGCACUCGCGAAAGCGCGAUUGUUGACCUGGUUGCCUGACAAUCUGAACACGAACGAGACACACAACACCCUUGCUUUUAUGAUCGAAAUGCUCAACUUCUACGUUGGAGUGCACGACUCGAAUUUGCACAACCUUAGCAUGUGGUUCGCCAUCUUUGCCGCAAAGGCAGAACUUGAGGCUGAGGACCCGUUCAUUGGGAAGGACAGAUCGUCUCAAGCCAAAUCAUGCGACGAGGCGACUGGCGGCGAAAAGGAAUCUCCAGACGGCGCCACUUCGACGAGCACGACGCCCUCCUCGGAUGCUCUCGCAGCUAGGCGUCUCAGUAACCGGCCAGUCUCCCAAAAGAAGGGCGAGGACAUUAUGAGUCUCAUCAUCGCCGGCAUUUGUAGUCAAGGCCCCAUCGGAGAGCUACUGCAUCGAUUUGGCUUUACCAAAAUUGACCGAUUCGAAGAAGCCUUGGGCUCCUUUGUGCAGCUCGCUUCGUCGACGUGUCGCUCGGCUCGUGCCAUGCCUCCGGUAUUUCUUGUGGCCAACGUCGUCUUCGUCUGCAAGUCCUACACAGAAGAUGCAGCUGCACGGCUCAAGGGGUGGGGCGGAAUGCACAAGCGAGCUACCACGCACUUUGUCCUCUUCUCUGAAGUCGCACGCAGACUCGAAUCCGUCUGGGCGGUCAAUUGCGGCCAGGCGAACACGGCUCGCGAGGCCAACUUGGGCGCAGCAGGGGCUCAUCUCGUGCGCGGUCUCGUUGGAAUCAUGGAGACUUGGAAGCGCAUCGCAGAGAGGCGUGGGGCACCGCCGACCGGCGAGUACAAUCCGAGGUGGUCGACUCAAGCAGGAGUCUUUUCUCGGCCAGGCGAGGCGGCAACGAGCACAGAUAACAGUCCGAGCGUAACGACGCGAUCCGACCUAUUCGAGCCAGGCGCAACACCCGAAUCACUGCUAGCUUUGUCAUCUCGGCCAACUACCGCCACUUUGUCUGCUCCGUCUUCCACUGCCCCGUCGUAUCCUAGUCGCGGUGAUCUGUUAGAAGGGCAGUCCACUGCUCUUCAGAACUGGGCGGCGCCGGUCUUGAGCCGGCCCGAGUCUCAGGGCGAGCUGCUACAGCCAAUUCAGGCCGUGGCCGCCGCUGACACCUGGGCUGGCGCUUCCUCGGGCCUCUACACCGCACCGGAGAGAGGAGCCUCGCCGCCGAGUUCGAGCUUGGGCGUAGGACAUCACACCAAACACGGCACGGGUGGUCCUGCAGGCAUUGAGCUCCGUCCGGGCGACCUGAGCUUUGCAGAUCUCUUUCCUGAGUAUGCGUCAGCUGCUACCACACCGUUUCCGAUCAGCCGAGCGGAGGAAACGAGUGGUCUGUCUCACGCGACUCAGAACCCCCAGGCCUGGAACGUGUCGACCAACUUUGCUGCGUCCGACAGCGCUUCAGGCGAUGCGUUCUGGCCAGCUUCUGCGAACACUGCCGGCGCCCACUUGGCUUCGCAGCAAAACAGCGGCAACGAUGCACUUGACGCUAUUCUACAAUCACUGGAAGGACCUUCGGACGCUUUUGUGCCUUUUGUGCCUCUGGAGGGUUGGCUGGACCUUGCUGAUCUGGACACCAGUCCCUUUGGAAGUGGCAGCAACUCUUCGCGGCCCUCGGCCGAGGAGACUACCGCGCAGCCUCACCAAAGUCAAUCCGGCGCUGACGGCUGGGCCAGCUUGAUGGCUAGUUUGCGCUAA
Molecule: messenger RNA, 3501 nt
Organism: Ceraceosorus guamensis
Lineage: Eukaryota; Fungi; Basidiomycota; Exobasidiomycetes; Ceraceosorales; Ceraceosoraceae
Exons: 4
Coding region: 1-3501 (1166 amino acids)
Biological process (GO): regulation of DNA-templated transcription
Molecular function (GO): DNA-binding transcription factor activity, RNA polymerase II-specific; zinc ion binding
Source: RefSeq, a predicted model, not a curated record